Messenger RNA from Linum tenue, 573 nucleotides. The record is from the annotation of a GenBank genome assembly. Lineage: Eukaryota; Viridiplantae; Streptophyta; Magnoliopsida; Malpighiales; Linaceae.
GUAUGAAUCAGAGCUUUCGCUAGACCUUUCUUUCACUACCCCUUCCUUGUGCUCGUCUCUCCGCUUUCAUCCCCCAUUGUUCCUGCACCUUGACCUGCAGCAGCUCGUUCAGGUAUUGCCUUUUAUAGGCAAUGGAGCAUUGGGAUCCAGUGCCAUCAGUAACCAUGAGGAGGAGAUGGCAGUUGGGAAGUGGAGUCAAUUAGCAUCCACAUAUAUACUUUCAUAAUAAUAUAUAAAUUUUUUAGGUAGAGAGAGAGAUAUAUAUAUAUGGCUAAUGAUGGCAGAGCCGAGGUGGUGAUGUCAAUUAUCUCAGGUGAGAAUUCACAAAUGCCAGAUGAAGCUGCGGUGGAUGAUGAUUAUGGGAGUGGAGAUGAGCCAUUUUUCUUGAGUUUGAAUCCCCUGGUCGUGAAUCCUCAUGCGGAAAAUGUUCAGCGGUUGAAGAAGUUUUUUGUCGUUUCGUGCCUGUUGGCCAUUUUUCUCGACCCGUUGUUUUUCUUCUUGCUAGCUGUGAACCAGGUACGAACUUCUGAUUCAUCACCACCAAUCAUCAUUUUGGCAUAUUCCCAAUCAACC